UACUGUGUUCUUUUGCACCUUUACAUUUCCCACAAAUGUCCAAAUAUCCUCACUUUUUACUUGUAUGUUUUUCCCAUAUAUUUACCUAAUUAGUAUAAUAGAUUUUGAUCAUGUUCCUACUAUUCCCAAGCAACUUUCAAGUAAGCAGUGCUUGAUGGCCGAUCGCUCGGUUCACUAUGACGACUUUUCGCCUUGUGGAUGCUAAUAAAUCGCGAUCCAACGACGAAUAAUUCAGUGUGCGUUCGACUGUCGUCACAGUUCACUUGAAGCGAAGGUGCUCCGAAGGUUUUUGAAAAUCGGCCGUGUGAAAUCUUUUAUCGAUCGUCCCUCAUCACGGAGUGAAAUAUUUCACUGAACGGAAUAUCGCUCUUUACGGAACGUUUGAACGAUCGUGGAGUACGUUUUUGAAAAGUUUGCAAAAUCGAAAUAAACAUCGCACGAAAGUUAUUGAAGAACGUUGAACAAUAGUUGUAUUAUGGAUGGUGCGGUCGCUGGAAAAUCAAUCGGUGGAAAAUUAUCAUUGAAAAGAGAAAACGUUUUUAAGACUCUUUUAAACGUUUCGAGUUUUGGCAUUAAGGUGACGAAAAUGCUACGCGCGUUUAUUUAUAGCGAACAUCGAUUCAUCGUUUGUGGUGUUUGAGUUUGCAAGUGGAUAGACGUUGCAUUGGUGGAAAAUGAAUGAUCCAUUAAUGUUCGCAUUCGGAUCAAAAAGGAUCGAUCGAAAUGCACGCGUGUUCACGUCCUACGUACAUUUGUUUUGAAAGCUUCGAUAAUCGUUGUAUUCAUAGCGAAGCUUUUUUAUCUCCGAAGAUUUUCCGAGCGUUCGAGCGAAUUUUUAUUCUAUAAUUCUAUAAAAAAGCGUAUUUUAAUUCGAUCGGCUUUGAUGUGGCAAAUAAUUUUGUAAAGUAUUUUAUUAUCCUCUGUUCGUCAUUUACUCGCUCACAAGAAAAAUUUGUAUUACGUUAUUUAAAAAAGAUUGAUAACACAAGUGAAAGUUUGCGAGUUCUUGGAUAUAAUACUGCUUCGAAACUUAAUAAAGCAAAAUUGAUUUAAAAAUUUUCGAAUUGGAGAGAUCGAGUAUAUUCGAGUAAAGGAUUAACCAGAUAAAGGAACAUCUUCCUCUGAAAGCAACAUUUUUCUGAAAGGUUUCGCGAGCCUCUGUAUAUAGUGGCUAGAAAAUAUUUGCACAUACCCUCAUUUUCCAAUAAAAUGAUUUAUUUUUAUAAGAUUCUAUACAUUUAAUUUUCACUACCAAGUUUCAGUACUAAGUUUUUGUAAUUAUAUGAAAGUAUACUCUUAUACUAUUAAUUUAUUGAUUAAUGAUUAAUUAGUAUCCAAACGCUAUAAUAUAUAUAAUGUUGAGCAAAUAUUUUUUGUAGCCAUUGUAUAACUAUUGAAGCGUAAUCGACAAUUCUUAUCAUAGCGAGAUAUAAUAAAUCCAAGAAUGUCUCAAUACAUCAUUCAUUUUUCAACCACCGAGUGAACUCGAUUGUUCAUUUGGGAAGGAAGUUUUACAGCGCCCUUGGCCAAUGUUGUCGAGCCUAAUUAUUCAAAAUGGAAGAAUACUAAGUACAGAUAAUUGUCCUUGAGACUCGCUAUAUAGAAGAUUAUAAAAGUUGCUAUUAACAUGUUUUCGAAGAGCGUAGAGCGUUUGUUACCUUGACUCGAAUCGUAAUUCAGUGCUCGAAACGACCGAUGAUUCAGAGAUACAGUUAAUAGGAAACGAUAGUGAACAUGUUUUUCCACAGUGGUUUUUAAACCGUGCAGUUAACGAAGAUAAUCGGCACUUUUACAUUUACAGAAAUAGAGAACACACGGAUGAACUACGAUCGAUAGACGAAGAUAAAGAUUCUGUCUACCAUAUUUAAUAUUUUAUUGGGAAACAUUUAAAUUAUUUUCUUCUAGGAAAAUAUCUAUCAAUUUUACAUUGUUAAUACGAAUGUACAAGUUACUCUUUUCUUUUUAUUUGGCUGAGAUAUGUUCGUAAUAAUUAAAUGAAGCAAAUAACGUAAGAAAUUAUUACUAUGAACGAAUAUUAUGAAAUAUUUGAGGCAAGUAAUAUAUACGUAACUGUGCUAUCUUUAUACCUUUUGAAAUUAUAUCUGUAUUAAAUAGGAAGUAAAUAUAUGUACAUACAUACUUACCUAUACAUACGUACGUGCUAGCAUCUCUUAAACGAUAAAUAUAGAAAAAAUUAUCGAGGAAGAUAUAGCCAUGUAAACAAGUAGAUGAAAAUCAUAAAAAGUCAAUAAAGAAAUAAGUUCGCUUCGUUCAGGUGAACAUUAAUUUUACAAUUGUCGAGGAAAGUCACAUAACCAUCUAGAAAAGUAUAAAUCAUAAAAAAAUAAAGAUUAAUGAAAGAACCAAUCUAUCAUUAUUUUCCAAGCGUACGUAAAGAAAUUUUCCCUCGAAAAACCAAUAGCGUUACGUUCCCUUAUAUCUUUCUUUAUAUUUCUGUUUUAUCAAACACUCGAAAGAAGAGUAUGAUCGCGAGAUAAUUAAAAAAUUACCCGAUAACGAUAGAUUAUAUUAUCGAUGAAAUCGAGGCUCGCGUAUCGUUUGCACUCUCUUUUCUCUCUGUAAGAAGAUAUUUCAGUGAAAGUGCAGGACUUGGUCGCGUACCCGAUCAGCUGACCCAUUGAUUUCCUCUAGAGCGUUCCACGGUUUAUUAUUACGCUAUUCGGUAUCGCAGUCUCCUCUUUUGAUAAGUGCGCGUGGUAAAAGAUGUUAAAGAUAGAAGUGACUUUCUAAAUCCUGCUGUUAAUUCGAAUAUGUAUUACCGAGAUAAAAACAAAAAUACCUGAGAUUAUUUGGGAUGAUUUGAUGAUCAACGACAAUUUUAUUUGAUGUUUUAUUCUUAGAAGUCUUUUAUUGACAAUUUCUAUAGAGUGAGAACAAAAUUUUGCAAAUAUAGUUGUGCGAAAUUGAAGUUAAAUUAACUCCAUUGAGCAUAGCUGAUUGGUUUCUGAGAAAUUAAUUAAAGAUGGAAGAAAAACUGUGCAUCUUUCCUGUUAUUUGUAAAUUUGAUUUACCGACCAAGGGGUAAUUAAAUGUUCGAUGAGGUAUUGAAAAUAAAACAGAAUGAUGUCUGGUAACUUUAUAUCGUUGCAUUUAUGGACAGAAAUUUUUAUCUUUAUGAUUACACUCGACAGAGAAAUUCCUUAGAGAUAUUCUUAAAUGUGGAACACGUUUCUUGACUUGAAUUACGAAUUCGAGUUAAUAACUUAAUUGAACAAAUUUGUAUAUAUAAUCACGUUAAAAAUAUAAUAAACUAGUUCUAGCAAAUGUAAGUACGAUAUAACGAUACGUUGAAGGGUAAGAAAUCUGUGAAAAGAUGAAUUAUUACGUCGAAAACAUCAGCAAUUCCUUGAUUAAUAAAUUGAAAAAGUACUUUGUAUUCGAAUUUCUCAUCCAAAUGUUGGUUCGACAUUUCGUAUAUAUUCACCAAAGUAUCCAUUGCAUGUGAAAUUAUUACGUAACGAACAGGAAAGAGAAAGAAAGCUAGUCAUUCUAUUUAAUAAAACUGCUUGUCCGUGAAGCGUGUUAUCCAACAACGAAACACUUCUCCCGUUCGUAGUCCAUUAACUGGAUUGUUUUUCAAGCAGAAACUUGCUUCCUUCAAAGAGUUAGACAAUUUAAAGAUGAUUGCCUAUAUUUGUGAUAUCGAUUUAAUUGCAAAAAUUAAAAACGAUAAAUUUCAUGCGAAGUUUAAGAAAAGGAAAAUUUUCAUAACAAUUUAUAUGGAAAAUUGCACGCUCUAGAAAUAGUUUCACUCUAAUAAUUUCUAUUGCAGUAGAACCUCGUUUAUUGGAACGAAAUUUUAAUUACUGCCCGAUUAAAUAAAUUACAGCUAAUUGAUUCCAUUUAAUUUCACCUUGAAUUUAUGUUACGUGAACGAAAAAUCAUAGAUAGAUCAUUGAAUUUCUGUUGUAUGAACUCUCUUUGUUCCUCGAUAGAUUCAAAUAAACUGAGUUCUGCUGUAUAAUAAUCUCUAGUAUGCUAAUGAUAAUUUUCUAUAAAAAUUAUGGAUUAGCACAUAGCAAUAUCUUUCCCAAUUAACAGGUUAAAUAAAAGUUAUGCGAAGCUAUUGACACUAACAAUGUCUCUUUUAUCGUUUCGAAUAUAAGCUUUGAACAAUUAUUUGAUAGCACGUGAAGCUUCUGUGAUUAAAAAUUCGCGAGUGAUACCAAGGAAUCUAUUCAAUGAACGAUAAGUUAACAACAAGGAUUAGUAUUGAUAAGUACGGGUAAAGGAAAGUGAAAAUGUCACACCUUCGAUUGAAAAGUCGGAAAAGUUCGAAUGAAUCACCGCCGAAUAAAAGCUCGAAGCUGAUGUCGCCCCAUGGAGAGUAUCGAAGGCUUCAGUUUACUUUACUGAAGGGUCAUUUGGAACAUCGUUUCCACGAGACCUUGCAUCGGACUGACUCGAUGGUAUCACUCUGCUACCGAUCUCUCGCCAGCUAUAUCACAGACGAUAAUCUCGCUGGUCUUCAAAGCUUCCUCGAAAACAAACGAGUACUGAUCGAUGACCGAGACGAGAAUGGAAGUACAGCCCUCAUCCUUGCAGCAACUAAAGGGAAGAUACACUUUGUACGAGAGCUUAUCAAUCAUGGUGCAGAUGUUAAUGCAGAGGACGCAGACAAUUGGACGGCGUUAUUGUGUGCGGCCAAGGAAGGGCACACAGAUGUGUGCCUUGAAUUACUCGAACAUGGCGCCGAUUUGGAACACAGAGACAUGGGAGGGUGGACUGCACUUAUGUGGGCGACGUAUAAGGGUAGGUCGCCGACGGUGAUGAUGCUACUAGGACGUGAAGCUGACGUCAAUGCACAUGGAAAUUUUCACAUAUCUUCGUUGUUAUGGGCCGCAGGCAGGGGUUACCCCGAUAUUGUUAAGGAUCUUAUUGCUCAUGGUGCUAAAGUCAAUGUCGGUGACAAGUAUGGUACUACAGCGUUGGUGUGGGCGUCGCGUAAAGGUCACGUAGAAAUUGUAGAUACUCUUCUAAAAGCUGGUGCUAAUGUCGAUACUGCUGGCAUGUACUCAUGGACAGCUCUUCUAGUGGCCACUCUUGGGAAUCACUUGGAGGUGGUACUACUUCUUUUAGAACAUAAACCAAACGUGAACGCGUUAGAUAAAGAUGGAUGCACAGCUCUGGCAAUAGCUUGCCGAGAGGGGCAUCACGAAAUAGCAAAUGCUCUUUUGAAUGCUGGUGCUUAUGUGAACAUUCAAGAUAGGGCUGGUGACACAAAUUUAAUUCAUGCUGUGAAAGGCGGACAUAGAGGAGUGGUUGAAUCUCUUUUAAAAAAGUAUGCUGAUGUCGACAUUGCCGGAAAGGAUAAGAAAACUGCAACCUACAUAGCAGUCGAAAAAGGCAAUAUUUCAAUAUUGAAGCUGUUAUUAAAUGCAAACCCAGAUUUAGAAAUUGCGACAAAAGAUGGUGAUACUCCAUUAUUACGGGCAGUUCGAUCGCGAAACGCUGAAAUCGUGCAGAUAUUGCUAGACAAAAAAGCUAAAGUAUCAGCCACCGAUAAAAAAGGUGAUACUGUACUACAUAUAGCUAUGCGAGCUAGAUCGAAAGCCAUCGUUGAGAUACUAUUGAGAAAUCCAAAAAAUAGUCAACUACUGUACCGUCCAAAUAGACAAGGAGAGACUCCUUAUAAUAUCGACAUCAAUCAUCCAAAAACCAUUCUUGGACAAAUAUUUGGUGCACGGCGUCUUAAUACCAAUGAAGAUAAUGAAAAUAUGCUCGGUUACGACUUGUACAGUAGUGCGUUAGCGGAUAUCCUCAGUGAACCAUCUCUUUCAACGCCUAUAACUGUUGGCCUUUACGCGAAGUGGGGUUCAGGAAAAUCAUUUUUGUUAAAUAAAUUAAGAGAGGAAAUGAAAAAUUUUGCUCGCCAAUGGAUGGACCCAGUAUUCCAAUUUUCUUUCUUAUUAUUCGUAGUAAUAACUCAUGUAUCUUUGUUAGUGGGUAUCACAAUAGGUCUUGCCCUCCAAUCAUGGAUUGUUGGUCUUGCAUGUGGUAUAAGUCUUAUAUUUUUUACGUACACUUUUUUGAUACUUGUCUGGUAUGCUAACAAAAGAUAUGAUUGGUACUGGCCAUACAAUUUCACGGUAGCUCUGACUACAAAAUUAAAUUCAUUGAAACUGCUUUUACAAGUAAUUUUUUGUCAUCCUCCUGGUGGUCGAGUUCACGAUGAUAUCACUGUUCAACCCAUAAAGUUCUAUUUUACUGACCAGACCCGAGUCGGCACAACUGCUGCCGGAGAGAACGCAGUAGUACAAAUGGUAGGAUCGCUUUAUGAUUCCAUUGAGAAUGAAUUUGGUUCUUUAUCCACGCGACUCUACAGAGCAUUCAGACCAAAACCAGAUAAAUCAACGACAACAUGGAAAUGGAGACAUCUUUGUUGUUUACCAUAUAUAGUUAUAUUUGAAUUCUGCUUUUGCAGUUUACUCGUUGGUAUCUCCGUACUUACGGUCUAUCUCAUCGAUAUUUCUAGCAGCGAGCCAACAAUAGAAAGAGUUACAUCACACAUUAUUAUGAUAACCAUUGCCUUAAUACUAGCUGUUAGCGUAAUAGCAAACUUAUAUACAUGGAGUCGAACGUUGCAAGCACUUGUUUUCUCUCAAAGACGGCACCUACAGCGCAGCAUUUCUAAGUUAGAGACUUUAAAAAGCGAAGGUUUUAUACAGACGCUAAGAAGCGAAGUCAGUUUAAUGACCGAGAUGGUUAAAUGCCUAGAUAGUUUUAUGGCACAACAAAGCAGAUUAGUAAUAAUUGUGGAUGGUCUGGAUAGUUGUGAACAAGAUAAAGUGUUGUUAGUUUUAGAUGCUAUACAAGCAUUAUUCAGUGAUAACGGUUAUCCAUUUGUUGUUAUAUUAGCGAUUGAUCCACAUAUUAUUGCCAAGGCAGUGGAAGUCAAUAGUAGAAGAUUAUUCACAGAGUCUAAUAUCGGAGGACACGAUUACUUACGUAAUAUGGUGCAUCUUCCAUUUUAUUUGCAAAACAGUGGUUUGCGAAAGGUAAAAGUAGCUCAACAAACUGCCCAACAUAGCAGAAAAACUACGUGGACCGAAGCCGAGGAAAGUGUAAAUUACACCGCGACUAGUACAAUGCAUCACUCUGUUUCUAACAGAAGACUUAGCACAGAGUCUGCUAUAAUGAACAGCAAUGAAAAGUUGAAACCGCAAAGCAGAAAAGGCAGUAGAAAAUUACGAUUAAGCGAGUCAAUCGCAAGUAGCAUCGGUAGCAAUUUAAAUCGAUUGGGCGGUGCACAAGAUCUCAAUAAAAUGCUUCUUACUGACGAUUACUUUAGUGACGUGAAUCCUCGUAGUAUGAGAAGAUUAAUGAAUGUUGUUUAUGUCACUGGAAGAUUAUUAAAAGCAUUCCAAAUUGAUUUCAACUGGUAUCAUUUAGCUAGUUGGAUCAAUAUAACUGAACAAUGGCCAUUUAGGACGUCUUGGUUGAUUCUUCAUUACGAUAUGUAUGAAGAUAGUUUAGAUGAUUCCAUGUCGUUGAAAAAUCUUUAUGAUAAGAUACGACCCCAAAUCCCAGUACUUAAAGAAGUUCAACCUCUGUUAGAAAUGGAUAGAGAUGAACGGAAACUAGAUAUUUUCCUGACGUUCCAUCGUUCGAGUUUACUUGUUAGCGAUAUGAAAAUAUUCUUACCAUUCACAAUAAAUCUCGAUCCUUAUAUUAAGAAAAAAAUAAAAGAGGAGCAACAGAGUAUGGAAGAAGAAUCAGGACUACUUGGUCCAUAUAAACAGUAUAGUCCUUGGACUUUACCUAGUAAUACACAUGAAUCAUGGAGUGUAAAUAAAAGUGGUUUACCAAAUCGAACAAUGAAACUUGUUAAAACACCAAGUCUACAAGGACAUGUACCAGUACCAUCAACAUCAUGGGUACAACCGUGUUUGCAGCCAACAUUCGAUUGGCAGACUCCAUCGUGGCAAGUACUUCCCGUGGAACCGGCGAUUAAACCACUCUCUGCAACUACAACAUUACCGUCCGAGAUUUUGGAGAUAAGACUCUCAUCUUUAACAGUAAAUGGAAUUUGCGACCUUAUUGAUAGGAUCGACAGUAUAAGUCCUAAUCAAGCACCACAGUACAAACAAGUUAUUAAAGAGAAUAACAUUACUGGUAGAGUUUUAUUGCAUUGUGAUUUACAGGAGUUGAAAAAGGUUCUUAAAAUGGCUUUUGGAGAUUGGGAAUUGUUUCGUAUGAUGAUUGUAUCGCUUAGAGAAUUAGAACUUUCAUCAUUUAGCACACAAGAAGAAGGUUCACGAAGUGUUCGAUUCACCGUAGGAUCGGAACAAAUUCAACGAAAAGGAGGAGAUCAUGCUUUACAAAAUACUUCGAUACGUGUGCCAACACAUGUAGAAAAAGACAAAGGAACAUCGAGAACCGAUGGUCCUAGGCGAGAUCAAACUAAACAAUCUAUUAUGGAAAAACAAUUCCAGGUAACUUUAGAAGAACAGAUGAUAUGUGGUGCAUUACAAACUUUAAAUGAAGAAGCGUGUGAAGAUGUAUUAGAUGUACCAUCUUCUGCAGUGGUACCAUCAGACUCACUCGCAGGAUCCAUUUCGAUGGCCCCUCAAGAUACAGAUUACGUGAUUCUUCAAUCUAAUCCACUUCUACACUGGGUACCAGUCAACGAUGAACCAGAGACGUCAGACGACAGCUCGUUCGAGUCAACAGUACAUCUUCAACGUACGAACUCUCAACGUAGUAUUACAUCUCAACUUAGUACCAGAUCGGCUUGUUCGUUCGGACGUAAAGAGCUAAGAAAGAGUGGAGGCAAUUCUAUCAGUAGUAGACCAGCGUCGCUUUUUGUGUCUCCUCCGCCUUCUCCCAGACCUGCCUUCAGAUCCAAGUCAACAGAUGAAAACUAUGUAGCUAAUAAUAUACCCAUGAAAUCGGCUAUCUCUACACCUAUGAAGAAACGAUGUUCGACUUCGACCUUAAACGAUGAGUUAAUUUUAUCGGUCCCUGUUCCAAACUCCAGCUUGGAAAAGUUAAGCAAACUGAAAGACCGUCUUAUGGGAACGUUACCUGUCUCGCCUGCUCCAGGAGAGAGCGAGGAUGAGUCCACGCCGUUAGUUUCCGAAUUAUCUACUCCAACUCAUUCGCAAUCCGAUAGCGUGUUUAAACACGACUGCAGCGAGGAGAACAGUAGCUCGAUUUCCUCGAAUAAAAGUUUACCCCAUGAUGGAGAACGAUCCAUCGAUGUUGUUGAUUAUUCCGACACUGUUAGUUUAAUGGUACGAGAAGCUUCGCAAGUGCGGUUUCUAUCGCGUCAAGACGCCGAGGAAUGGGACAAUCCCGAAACACCUGUUUGAUGUCAUCUGCUACACAGUUGUUAGCCAGUCUCCUUAAUAUACAAUAACGCAUGAUAAAAAAACUUUAAAUGAAAUGGUACUUAAAUCUGGGCUUGUGAUAUAUAUUUUCAAAGAGAGAGAUAGUCAGAACAGCAAAUUGAAAAAUUCACACACUUUGUACAUAGUAAAUAGAAGAUAUCGAACUUUUUAGAUAAAGCGUUCGAAGCUGUUCAUGCAUCAGAGCGAUGAUAUUAGACAAAGAGAAAAUGCCUUUUAUGCAACAUAUGUACAGUAUGUUUGAGUUCAUUGUUGCAGAAGAUACGUCUGAUAAUCGCACUCUAACAUUCCUUGAUACUAAUUUUAAUGCAUUUAACGUGACGCCAGCGUAUCAGCUGUUUCUUUUCAAAGAAGUGAAACAGAAAACAUUUCUUUUAUCAUAUUGUAAACAUAUGCUGAAUGAUUAAUUCAAGUCAAUUCAUGAAAGCAGUAAUGAAACUCGACAAAUUAUAUGUACAAAAAAUAAAUUAUAUUUAAUAAAUCCUAAUUGUCUCAUA
Bombus terrestris (buff-tailed bumblebee) is the source of this 9868-nucleotide messenger RNA. It is a transcript of the gene Arms, whose product is annotated as kinase D-interacting substrate of 220 kDa. NCBI's taxonomy places the organism in Eukaryota, Metazoa, Arthropoda, Insecta, Hymenoptera, Apidae. Gene Ontology annotation, molecular function: protein binding. The transcript is spliced from 23 exons. The record is from RefSeq and is a predicted model, not a curated record. The coding region runs from base 4263 to 9335 and encodes 1690 amino acids.